UUGAAUCAACCGACCAUAAGGUUUCAGGUGACUGUGCUUGUCCGCGAUGUGAACGAUCACUCACCUGUAAUCCAUAAUUCUGAACAACUCAGUCGCCUUACCGUAUCCGAGGACGCUCCUAUCAACACCACUAUUACGAUACUGAGUGUCAGUGAUGCUGAUGAAGGUGGAACGCAGUCGAUCUCACUGGAUGCAAAUCACAGGCUCUUCCGUGUCACCGAUGAGCAGAAAUUAGUUGUAGCCGAGAAAUUGGUCAACUAUACUGGAGAACGGCUCUGUUCCAAUAUUACGGCCACCGACUCCGGCUCUCCGCCUCUCUCGGUAUCAUAUCCCUACUGCGUUACCGUAUACCCAGCGUCCAACAACCACAAUAGUCCAAUCAUUGGUAUGUUUAUGAAAGAACAUAUAUAG
This is a messenger RNA of Cooperia oncophora, 411 nucleotides long. The record is from the annotation of a GenBank genome assembly. Lineage: Eukaryota; Metazoa; Nematoda; Chromadorea; Rhabditida; Trichostrongylidae.